UCGGUAAGGACGUCGUUGCUAGGUGAAUCAUACCACUCGCUGAUUGGCUUCUCUCCUCACGCUUAGCCAAUCAGCACUACUUUUGUAUUGAGGUGCCUUCUUGUGGUGAAGCGUCUAGAUACGAGAAAUCUGCUUAAAGCCAGCCUGUUGAAUGUAGUUAGCUUGCUUCUUUUUCUGUCGUUUUAGGGCAAAAUAGUACAGAUAAUGUAAAAACAUGGCGAUGACUGGUAAACUUUUCAAAUGCUAUUUGACCGGAAGAAUUCUUGGUGAACGAGUCAAGCUGUUCACCUAAACCGAAACAUUAACUUUAGCCUGUUGAACAAGGGUCAAAAACCUGUUUUCCACGAUGUUAAAAUUCAGCUUCAGGAGGGAGAAAGACAAGGAGUUCAAACACAUAGCUCAUGGUCUCAUCCCUGCUGCCUCCAUUGCUCCCAAGCCUGCUGUGCCUCGUACCCCACCCCCACGCAGCCCAGACCCCUCACCUGAGAGGCCCAGAUCAGCCUUAGCAGCAGCCAUCUUGUCUUCUUCGCUUACUGGACAGACAUGGGCCAUCCCCCCUGCGCGGCCAAGGUCUUUCUCUGAGAGCGACCAAUCAGAGUCCUUCCUAUCUGAACCAAACAUCAGCAGAGCACUUUUCAACAGAGACAGAUGGUCAGAGGAUUUGGCCAGCGCACCACACCUGCACUCCCCUGACCACUCAGAGGAGGAGCUGGAAGACCAGGAAGAUGAGGUGGAGAGUGAAGAGGACAAGGAAGAGCAUGUUUACCAAACGCUUGACAGACGGGAGGAUUGUUCAAUCAGGGAACCUGUCUAUUCCCUGCCACUGAAACCUAAGAGCAACACACCCGAGCCGAUUCAGAUGUCUGGCAGAAGCGUGCCUUCUCCAGAUUUCCCGGAAGAAACCAGUAUCCAGUCUCCUGAGGCCAGCUGUGAUUCUCCCAAGAAGAAAGCAUCUGCCAGGAAGAGCCCUGGAAGUCGGAAAGAAGAUGUGCCAUCUGUGCUACCCAUCUUAACCAUCGACCAUCCCAGCCAAGCCAAAACCCCAAAACAGCCUACCCAUCUGUCCCCAGAGCCCAGCAAGGUGUCCAGUGAGGUGCAGAGGGAGGUGGCGAGGGCCCUGCCAGAGAGGAACACAAGGAUGGCAGAUGAACAGAAGCUACUGGAGGAGAGACUGCAGAGGCUGGAACAGGAGAUCAGUCACAGCCAAGGUUCCUCAAACCUGAGGUCAUCUGCAGGCAACCAGGCCGAGCUAUUGAAUUUGAGGCAGCAUGCUCAGGAGCUGGUGGAUGAAAAUGAUGCCCUCAAGUUGACAGUUCACCGCCUGAAUGUGGAGCUGAGCCGCUACCAAACCCACUUCAGACCAUUGUCCAAACAGGAGAGCUCCAGAAUCGGUGGCUUACCAAAGACAGGACCUCCUCCUCCCUGGCUGCUUGACGUGAAGUAUUUAUCUCCUCUGUUGCUGGCAUACGAAGACAGAAUGAAUGAGAAAGAUGCACUGUUGCAAACCACUGAGGAGGAGGUGAAGAGGUUGCGUGUUCAUGUAGAGGAAGUAAUCAAAGAAAAUGAGAGACUCCAUGAUGAAAUAACAAAGAUCGGAGGGGUCACCCAGAAGAACUGUCAUCAGCUACAACAGCAGGCCCUUCUGGUUUUGCAGGAAAACCAGGUUCUGAUUGAUCAGCUGGAGGCUCAGCAUGUGAAGGCCAAGGCCAACCACAGCAAACACUAUUCUGAAGUCUCCAAGGUGUCUAAGCAGCUGAUGCUGUUAGAGGCAGAAAAGCAGCGAUUGCAGGAGGACCUGGAAGAGAGCAGAAGGGAGGUGCAGAAAAAUGAGAAGGAGGUGCAAGUUCUGCGGGCCUGCCUGAAGGAUGCCAUCACCUGGGAGGAACACUGCAACAUUACUGGGAAACUCAGACGACAAUUGGAGCAGCAGGAGGGUAGGAAUAGGAGUGAGAUGGAGGAGUUGCUUCUCAGAUUGUCCAGCCUGCAAGAGGAGAAUAGGAGUCUGGCUCUGGACAAAGCCAACCUGACAGCUGAUAUAAAGAGAAUGGAGACUGAGCAGGAGCUCACCAAACAAGCCAACAGGAAGGCUGAGAGACGGAUGAGUGUAUUGAAGAGACAGAAGGAAGAGUGUGUGUUGAAAGAGGAAAAGACUCGGCAAUACAUGGGAGCUGUCAUUUCUGUGGCGGAGCACAUUUCCCAGGAGAGAGACCAGCUGUUGCAGAUGGCUUCAGUUCUUCAGCAGGAAAAGCAGGGAUUCGUCAAGAGAAUUCUGAAUGGCACAGUCCGAUUCGGAAAACUACAGGAAGAAGUCAAAGUGUACCGAAGGCAGGCGUCAACCAGACUGGCAGUGUUGGAAGAGGCAGCGGAGGGGAGGACAGCUUCUCACCAGAGGGAGAUCCUUCACCUGCAGAGGCUGCUAAGAGAAAGACAGGAGGCUGAGGAGAGACUGCUGCAGUCCAAACGGGAAUUAGAGGAAGAGUUGGAGGUGGUGUGGCAGGCGGCAACCAGGGAGAACCAGCAGAUGAGGGAGAAUCUUUUGGACUCAAGACUCACUGUGGACCUCCCUGGCAGCACCUCUACUGGCUGGCCCUCUCACGCUCGAGAUGAGGCCACUGCAUCUACCCAGCAUCAACCACACAGCUCCGGGCUUCACCUCUUCACCUCUCAUCAAAGCCCUGGGCUCCAGAGGAGGUCCAUAUUUAAAUCUGACUUUGAUCACCAAAACAACUCAUUUGACGAGAAGCAUAAGCACGGGCUGGAUUUCUAUUGCUAAGAUUCUCACAGCAAUAAACCAUAGGUGUGUUCACUUAAAAUUACAAGAAAGACUUGGUAGGUGACUUCAUUAGUUACAGCUACUGACAUCUGCCAGUCUUUAUGUGUUUCUCAAAUAAAACCUUAAACUACACCAUCCUCUGUAACAAACUCAUUACUGUAUUUAACUACAUUGUAAGCACGUCUCUCUGGUGGAAGCCAGGAUGUUCAGUGAAUAGGAGGCAAUAGUGAGCUGGAUAGAUUCACUUUAUACUUUUGUGUCCUGUGAGGAAAACGUGGUUUUGACAGUGUGGCCAAAUAUACUGGACGUCACUCUGGGUAGCCAGAAAGCUUACCAUUUCAUAAAGAUUUAUAAAGAUUUGUAUUUGUUUUCUAAAUUUGUCUCAGGGUUUUAUGGACUAUGCCAAGUAUAAGAGAUGAAUGAGUAGAUCUAGUUGUGGAACAAGAUGCAUUAUUUAGCUUGACUAAGGCUAUGGUGGAACAUAGCCAAUGUUGCCACCUGCUGGGCACAUAUGGUCAUGGUAUUAUUAUUGUCACAGUGGCAACAAUAAAUGGUACUGUGUGAAUCCUGGGGUCAAGUAUAACAUAGGCCAUAUCAUUGACACUUCAUAAACCUGUGUAUCACCGGAAAUCAAAGUGGUUGAAUGUUAAAAAUGACCCAAUGUAAAGGUAAAGGUAAAGGUAAAGUAUGGUAAAAUAAGUGUUUAUGCACAAAUAAAUGCACAUAUAUUUAUACAUGCUUGGCUCUAUUUUCAUAUGAUUGUUGUUACUACCUUUUGUUAAAUAUCAGAUUUUAUAUUGGUGCAUGGUUGAUUUAGCUGAAUUCAUAAAUUGUUUUUCAUGUGCAAUUAAAUGUGCUUUGGGAGAACAUGGAUGUAACACUUUCAACAGUAGUUGUGUGUGGACUUUGCCUCCAUGCUGCCCUUCUGAUCCAGAGCAGAAAAAUAUAUUUAUACCAAAUGAAAAAAAGUAUGAACUUGUUUGUAGUUUCAGGGGCAGGUAAAUGACACCUCUUUUUUUUCAUUAAACACAACAACAACCAGCUGAUAUCUCCUUGAAUUCUGAUAUUUAAAGCAUUUUUACUUCUGAACAUCAAGAGAAAAGUUCUGUUUUUUUAGUCUAGUAAAACUGAAGUGCAAUGUAAGCCCACUGGAGUGUGCUGUAGUACACAUUCUGAGUCCAAAUUAAGAAUCAUUCUCAGUUGGAAAGUCUUCAUGCUGUACUGUUGAUGUAAACCUAUUUUUGUUAUUGUUUAUUUUUCAGUGUGUGAAAAAAUGAACUUGCUGUCUGGUGAACGUAGUUAAUUUCCUUUUUAUAU
This is a messenger RNA of Epinephelus moara (kelp grouper), 4090 nucleotides long. It is a transcript of the gene cep89, whose product is annotated as centrosomal protein 89. The record is from RefSeq and is a predicted model, not a curated record. Gene Ontology annotation, cellular component: centriole; ciliary transition fiber. The coding region runs from base 347 to 2773 and encodes 808 amino acids. The transcript is spliced from 18 exons. Gene Ontology annotation, biological process: mitochondrion organization; chemical synaptic transmission; cilium assembly. NCBI's taxonomy places the organism in Eukaryota, Metazoa, Chordata, Actinopteri, Perciformes, Serranidae.